AUGGCGAGUUGCAGGGGAGCUACGUUUCGUAAGAAUCUGCCGGCAUUAACUUGUUCACCAGAAACUGUCUCUGAAAAUCUGGAAAAUGAAAUACCUAUGGAUGUAACUGAGGAAAUUUCAGGCGAUACAGACUCUGUCAGCUCGGAUGAACCCGUGUUGUCUCAAUCGACGGCAAAGUUAAGCUUACCUGUGAAACUGACGCGGGAAAACGCCCGCCAAAAUAUUGCCGCUGUUGAAUCCGGCCCGAGCAAGACUGUAUCAGGUUGGUAACGUACAGUAUGGUUCUCUUCAAUAGAUAGCUAAGCUAUUCAUCAACCUAAAUGUAUCAUUUUCCUCCUUUAUCAGAAUGGUCAGUACUGGAAGUCAAGGAUUGGGCGUUGAGGACUUUCGGGAGCGAAAAUGUCGCCGAAAAGUUUGAACAGGAGGAGAUUGAUGGACGUAUACUUUUGUCGACUGCUGUUCGGAGUAGUGAAGCUAUGGAGAAGUUAGGACUCGACACCAUUGGCAAGAAAGGGAAAUUUACGGAGAAAAUAAGUGAACUCGGCGCAGGACCCAGUGCAGGUAUAUAUUUUUAUUUACUCCUGUUUAAGCCUCUAAAUGGAGUAGAGCUUUAGAUCUGAGGACGAGGACGAUUACGUGUGCGAGAGUUUACAGUCGUAAAUUUUUUUGGCGUAUUGUCAAAAACAAAAUAGUGCGGUUAUUUUUUGGAGAAGGUUUAGCUCUUUCCCUGUUGCAAAGUGGUUAAACAUCGAAAAUUUGAUAACUUGUUCCCGCCACUACGACAGGUCGCCUUCGAUUAUGAGCUGCUUUGCAUCGUUGUUUCACUUUUAGGCUGUAUUUGCGCGACAUACCUUAAUUCUGUGCAGCGUCGUUUUUUAGCACAAUAUUUUUCCUUCCCUAUCUGUCAAAAAGAUUCCAUUGUGCUGUAAUACGUAGUUAAUUGGCCAUGUUACAGUGUAGUUAGCCGUAGAGAACCACAGAAAGAAUUCUGCUUGCCUUGAUUUGUUCUAGUUUAAUCAAAUGCUAUUUUUGAUAGAUUAUUUUGCGUUUGGACCAAAAAAAUUUUCAUGAAUCCGUAACCGAAGUUUGUUUUGAUAGUGUAAAACAGUAGGACUUAUAUGUAGGUAGGUGCAUUGGAAAUUAUGUAAUGACCAGAUUUUGGUAUGCAUACAUGGUAGCUUAUGUUAUCAUAUUAACCAUUCGCUCUAUUUACUGAACCCAAUUUAAGGAAGAAGUUGUGAGAGGGAGAAGCCCAUGUCAAGAACUGAUUUUUCUUUGGUAGACAGAAUACUGACCAACACAGAAAAAAAUCAAAUGAAUACAGCGGAUCGGGCCAUUUAUAACACAAAGUAAGUCUCCAGAUAUUUGUUUUUGAUUGUUGUAAAAACUGUGAUUUAGCAUCUUUUGAGCUGUCAUUAGCCACAUACAAGUUAGUGAGUGUAAUUCUUAAACACUUACUUUAUGAGUCAAAGGAUGCCUUGUGCCAAUCACAAAAGCCAGGGUUGGGCUUGGAAUUGAUGGAGCCAUUAUCUUCACAGCCCUACAUCUGAUAUAUCAUCAAAACUAUUUAUUGUAAAUUUGAAGCACCAUUUAUAUACUCUCCAACAUUGUGAUCUACAGUUUAGUCAUUUUAUCCCUUGCUGCCCCUCUUUAUUACAGGAAGAAACGAAUCACCAAUUACAUAAAACAGGUGUGGCCACCAGGGUCCCCGGCACCACGGUUUCGAAAUAACCUAGAAGCUACCAAAAGAAUGCUUACUGUUGUUGACACGAUGGCCAAGGACGAGGAGUUUACUUUAGGAAGACUUGGGUUGGGAAGAAAUGCAAUAAUGCAAAUUAUCAGAAAGCAUAUGGAUGAGCGGCGGCGUAAGGAAUCUGAGCAGCUGGAAGCGACUGGCAAACUGUUUCCUGUGAGUGGCAGUGAAAGUGAUACCACAAGUAAUGUGAGUGGAGACAGCCCAGAAAGUGAUGAGGGAAAGUCAACUAAAUUAGAGGACUACUACAACACAGGUGAGCCAUAUAUGUAUAUUUCAGAUACCUUUCUGGUAUAUUUUGUGUUGUGAUAAUUAGUUUAUCAUUUCAAUAAGUUAUCAGUUUUUUCAGAGCCACCAUAAGUUUGUGACCUUAAAAAUUAUAUAGCUCUGUAAUCUAUGUACAGAUUCUGUAAAGAAAAUUGGUAAAUUCUCUUUGGUGACUAUUAAACAAAAAAAAAUCAAACUAAAGAAAAGUCACUGUAGCUUUUGAGUUAUUAGUGUCAAAAGGUAAAAGUAGGGUAAUUUUGAGCACCUUUUGGAAUUUCAUUUUAUUCAUUGGCAGUUGAUGUGUCUAUAUACUAAGUGUCUUUUCUGUGUUUCAGAGCUCACUUUAUCAUCAGCAGAAACCAUUAUUUUGGUAUGGCUGGAAAGAACAACCAUCAAUGAUGUACACCUUAUCAAGGACCUGAAACCAGUUGCCAAAAAUCUUAAACUGAAACUGCUGAGGAACAAAGACAAAACUGCUCACAUCCGUGCUAUUGCAAGUACCCUUUUAAAACAGGGGAAGGUUAAG
Porites evermanni is the source of this 2546-nucleotide messenger RNA. The record is from the annotation of a GenBank genome assembly. NCBI's taxonomy places the organism in Eukaryota, Metazoa, Cnidaria, Anthozoa, Scleractinia, Poritidae.